Messenger RNA from Penicillium verrucosum, 4488 nucleotides. RefSeq names its product CCR4-NOT core ubiquitin-protein ligase subunit MOT2. Gene Ontology annotation, cellular component: CCR4-NOT complex. Bases 1 to 4488 code for a protein of 1495 amino acids. The record is from RefSeq and is a predicted model, not a curated record. The transcript has 6 exons. Gene Ontology annotation, molecular function: nucleic acid binding; ubiquitin-protein transferase activity. NCBI's taxonomy places the organism in Eukaryota, Fungi, Ascomycota, Eurotiomycetes, Eurotiales, Aspergillaceae. Gene Ontology annotation, biological process: protein ubiquitination.
AUGUCCAGUCUUUCAUUGAUCGAUUCCGUCAUCGACGACGAUGACGAGUUCUGCCCCCUGUGCAUUGAAGAGUUCGAUCUCUCCGAUAAGAAUUUUAAACCGUGUCCUUGUGGAUAUCAGAUUUGCCAAUUCUGCUACAAUAACAUUAAAACGCAGAAUGAGGAAGGACGAUGCCCCAACUGUCGACGCGGAUACGAUGAAAGUACUAUCCAGUACAAGAUUCCUGACGUUGAGGAGUUCAAGGCAGAUUUGGCGCUGAAGCACCGCAAGGCGGCUGCUGCGAAAAAGAAGGAGGCCGAAAAGCGUGAAAUCGAGGCUUCCAGUCGGAAGAACUUGGCCGGUGUCCGUGUUGUCCAAAAGAACUUGGUCUACGUCAUCGGCCUCAACCCUACGAUCCGAGACGAAAAUCAACUCCUUCAAACGCUUCGUGGACGGGAAUAUUUCGGUCAAUAUGGCGAGAUUGAAAAGAUCGUGGUCAGCAAGGCUAAGCCCGGCGGCAACCCUAACCAGGGAAUUGGUGUUUACGUGACUUUCUCACGCAAAGUUGAUGCUGCGAUGUGCAUCAACGCCGUGGACGGUUCUGGAAAUGGCGAUCGGGUGCUUAGGGCGCAAUACGGAACAACUAAAUAUUGCUCCUCCUUCCUUCGCAAUGAGCAGUGCAAUAAUCGGAACUGCACUUUCUUGCACGAGACUGGGGAGGAUAGCGACAGUUACAGCCGCCAGGACCUCUCAUCUAUGAACACGAUUUCCACCCAACGCCCAAAUCUCCCACCUACCCCCUCUCACGUGAGGUCCGCUCAACCCAUCGCCCAUCCUAUGCGCCGGCAACCGAGCAAGGAUGACUCAAUCAGUAGUCGCACCGGGAUACCAGAUGGCCCGGCUCUGCCAUCAACCGCCAGUUGGGCUAACAAAGAUGUUGCUAUCCACCGAACCAGGAGGACUAGUCUCACUGGCAGCCAAGCCUCCAUUAAUAGCCCACGACCCGCCAGUGUCAAUGUGGCGACCCCAGUUGAAGAACCGAAGCGAGCAGAGAAGCCGUCUCCGAUUUCCCAAGAAGCCCCACAAUCGAUCUCCCAGGUUGAUCCUCAAUCUCCCGCCCCGCAACCGCGUCCUCGCCGUGCGCCUCAACCUCCGAAGCUGCCAUCGCCAUUUGACAGUUUGCUUAAGGAUAUCAACUCUCCGGAUUUCAAGUUCUCUUUCAGCACGGCCGAAUUGAGUGCGGAAGAGGUCAAGUUAAUCAACGAUUACCCAUCUUUCAUCGACCCAUAUGGUGGCGUCAAGCGCAGAGCAAUGCGCGAGAAAGUCGAACAUGAGCGUCUGAGCCGCGAGCACGAGUUGCUCCAAUCUGUUGCAGCCGAGGAAGAUAGCCGUGAAGCCGGUAGCCUCCAGCUAGGUGGUGAGCCAGAGGAAGUAAAUCCCCCGCGCAAUCGCCAGACCCGGGAGUCUCACGGUGCUAUCCAGCCGCCUUCACAGCAGGACACUGCAGACAACUCAACUGUUGGAUCCCCUGUCUCUGCGACUAGCCAUCAAUUCCAAGGCUUGAACCUCGCUGGACGAAGCUUAACUCCCUUGCAGCAACAGCAGUUGAUGCUACUCAAGUCCGCCGGUAAUCAACAAGCUGGUCUGGCUGACCCUCUCAGCUCCGCCGGUCUGGACCAAGCCGCCCAAGUCCGCCAAGGCCUCGCCCAGAAUCAGAUCGCACAGUUCAAUGCGCUGCAGGCAGCACAGAACCGACAGUCUUCCCGAUUCUCCUUUGCAAAUGAUGUCGGUUCUAAGAAUAUGCCUAAUGCUCGCAUGUUGGGUCAAAUGCAAUCUUCAUCUCCCAACCCUCUUUCUGCCCCAAGCCCUCAACACGGUCUUGCAGCAAGCGGUUUCUAUGCCAGUGGUGUGCAGGGUCCCCCGCCGGGAUUGAAGACGGCCGGUACCCCUCCGAUUAGUGGUGGUGGAAUGUUCGCGCAAGGACAUGGUUUCACCUCUGGGGUUGGUGGUAAUGGAGGAAAGCAAGAUCCGACUCCCGAGCUAAUGCGCGAACUACUACGUGGGCGAACUGGUACGAAUGUUGGUGGUUUACAGGGCCAAGAGGCAGCUAAGCGUGAGUUCAUGUUCCCUUUUCUUCAACAGCACAAUACCCCGCCCCCCAUGACUCCUGUCAAUGGCCUUCUCAGCUCCUUCUAUGGGCCCCAAGCGGGCGUAAUGCCUGAUUCCGGUGGCCCACAGAAGCAGAAGAAGAAGGGGAAGAAGCACAGACACGCUAACACUUCCUCCGGUGGAGGUGGUGUAGUAGAUCUUGCGGACCCGAGCAUUUUGCAGGCGAGAAUGCAUCAAGUCGGUGCGAAUGCUACUGCUGGGCAGGCGUUGUACGGGAGUCAGGGUCAAGUAAAUGAGGACUUUCCUCCUCUUGGAGAUCAGUCCAAGGAUCGACGACCUGUUGAUAGCUUUGGGUUUUUGAAGUCUCAGUUACCUGGCGAGUCAGCCGCUCGUGCUGGAACUCCGAGUCUGCCACCUGGACUGCCUUUACCCCAUGCUCAUCCCUCGUCUUCUGUAUUCCAGGAACACAGCUCCUCUAAACCUUCGUCUCCUGUCCCGAUUCUCCCACCUGGAUUGACGCCCAGCAUUUCGCGGCUGAACAGCCCAUCGCAGAGCCGUGUUGACAGCCCCUCUCGCCUUCUAAGUCCUGAGCUCACCGUGGGUGGACCUUUGACAUCAAGCCGCGUGAAGGACGCUUCUCAAAUCUCCUUUGGGUCGCCCGUGCAAAAGUCCGCGAGCAAGCCUCGUACCCAACGCAAGAGUGAGUUCAACAUUGGAGCUGAUUUCAAAGAUUCACCUGCCAAGGCUACACACCAGUCGCAGCCGAGUUCUGCCACUACCAAAGGCAGCCCACUCGAUUUUGGCUCCCCGCUACCCCUAUCCGUCAAGACUGAGCAGGUUCCACCUCCUGGCUCUGUCUCUGUAAUCGGGUCUCGACCUGACACACCCCAAACCAUGGCAUCCCGCCUUUCUGACUCCCCUGCUACUCGCCAGCCUCGUGUUCUGCGUGUGGUAGAAACCCCAAAGCCAGAAACUCCUCCCAUUAUCACCGUACCCUCUGUGCCCGCUUCUGUCGCUGGAGGUACCAGGUCCCGCUCUAGGAGACAGAGUAUCUCGUCAACCAGCGUCCCUGACACUCCUGCUGAUAUGGGAUGGGAAGCUGAUUACUAUCCUUCCACCUCCGCUUCCCGUGCCAAUUCCCCUCCUGCUUCUACUCGUAUCGGCUCCGCCCCCGUUCGCUCCAUGACCAAGAGCCAGGUCAAGAAGGAGCGGAAGCAGAAGGCGAAGGAGGCCGAGGCUAAGAAGGUCGAAACUGCACAUGUGAAUGAGGAGCCUGUCCAAGCGCCUAUCAUGGGGCGAAAGCGUAAGACUAAGAAAGCCCCCACAGCCACUGUGAGCACAGCCGAUGCACCCGCUGCUAGUGCCCCCGAAAAAGCGAGCCCUGUGAAACCAGCGAGCGUUUCCCCAGUCAAGGCCGAACCCAAGGUGGAUACUACCACGAAGAAAGUGAAAGCCAAGGAGAUCAAGCCUGCCAGGGAGCCUACUCCUCCCCCCUUUGGACAGUUGGUCAAGGACUCCGAGGCCCUCGGAAGGGCAAUCAAGGAUCUUUUCGUGGAACGAACUAAGCCUCUUCACGAGUUGCUCGCUGAGAUGCACAAGUCCGGCGAACUUAACCUCAACAAAACUUCUCUCUUCAACCCUACCAACCUCAGCCAUCGCACCGACAUGAAAUGCACUGCGGAGGACUACGAUUAUCUCCAGUGUCCCAACGAGUUGACCGAGGAGGAUCGGAAAACCCUGCUUCGUGGAGAGCCCGUUCGAAUUGGCGAUGAUUUCCUCAAGACUCGAUGCCUGAUCACGCCCCGCGGUUGUGUCCUGCGCCAUCUCGAGCCAGAAGAGGAAGAGCGGUACCUUGAGCUGGAGAAGAACAUGGCCAGUAUCUCCGAUCCUUUCAUGAUUGGAGACGACGCAAGCAAUCCCAGUGGAGGUCUGGAAGCACUUUUCGCGAACCCAGAAAAGUUCAACAUCUGCUGGGUUGACGACAUGUCCACUCGCCUGGGUGCCACGUCUCCAUCCUCUUCUCUUGAGGCGGCGGAAUCUGUGAUCCCACCUAACGUCCUCUCGGCCAUGGAGGCAGACAGCACCCGCAACCAUGAUUGGGCCGUCGCCAACUCGGCAGAAUUUCUUAACACCACCCCUGCCGCUGUUCGCUCCUUCGCUGCUGUUACCGCGCAGCACAUGCUGGGCAACCCGGGCAUGGUCAGUACCAACCCAACCCUCGACGACGUUGCCGGCUUGACCAACGAGGAGCUGAAGGAUCUCUCUGGUCGUUCUCAGAAGGACCUCGAGCUUACCCGGAAAGAAAUGGAUUCGCUGGAUAAGAAGUUCGCAGCUUUGCUUCGACGUAACAAGAAGCUUCAGCAGCAGGCAUUGAACUUUUCUGCUGGUUCGGAGCUGUAA